This is a messenger RNA of Aegilops tauschii subsp. strangulata, 886 nucleotides long. RefSeq lists its product as uncharacterized. Lineage: Eukaryota; Viridiplantae; Streptophyta; Magnoliopsida; Poales; Poaceae. The record is from RefSeq and is a predicted model, not a curated record.
UAAACGAACGAGACGAGCCGCGAGGCAGCGCCCAAUCAGAACCUCUUUCCAACCCCUCGUCGCCUCCUCGUCCUGCAACGACUUUUCUCCCCUCUUGUUCCAAACCCAAAUCGAGCCAAACCCCGACGCUCCAAAUCGCGCAGCUCGGCGAUCCGGGAGGAUCUGCGAGAAGCGGAGGCGCCGGCGCCGCCGGAGGCAGGCGGCGGUGGCGGCGAGGCCGUCAGCGGCGGCUGGGGUGUCUGCGAUGAUAACCCGGUCGAAGCUGGUGGAGCAGCUGCGCGACUACCAGAUCCGAUCCCAGCACAAGCGCGACCUUAUCGGAGCCAUCUCAUGGGGCUUGCUGUGUUGCCUCCUAAUAGUAUCCUCGUACAUGAUGCUAUACUUCAGGCACUUCUGGUUAUCAGCCGUCAUCAUCUCCGUCGGCAUCCUUCUUCCCGCCGGCCUGUAUAUUUUGAGGCAGAGAAAGCUGGCUAAGAAAAGAGAGCGGAGAUUAUUGUUGCCUCUCUCCAUGUAAGGUUAUCAUUACAUUGUAGUGGUAGGUUCCCCCCGAUUUUGCGGUUGUUCUUGACUAGACAGAAUCCGCAUUCCGGGCUUGCUUGGCACACAUCCAAACAGUUUGAUAGGCCUCUGCUGCCUAGUAUACGUCCACCAUAUUCUUUAGUCUUCACUAAAGUGCUGGAAGAAGUACACCAUCAAUUUUUGAUGCUCCAGUGUUGGGCGAAUGGAUACACCAGCUUGUGUGUUUCUGCUGCGGUUUGUUUUCCUCUUCUUCCUUUUUUCUUUUAAUGGUGCUUGCAGCCUGACAAGGUAUCUCGAUGUAUCCGACCGCCCCGAGUCACACUUUUGUAACUAAAGAAGAAUAGAUUGUUUUGUUGUUCUGAUGGAA